UAAUUACGCUAAUGACUAAUGAGUAAUGAGUAGCAACUAGCAACAGACAACAGUACGUAAUAAUUUAGGUAUACAUAUUUUGUAAAUAUUUAAUAUCACAUUUAGCAUUAUUGACGAACCGCAUUUUCGGCGCACCCGUUUCUAUUACUCCGACGGGACGUCGAAAAGGUUCACACAAUAUUUUAUGUUUGAUCGUUUUUGUAUACUUAUCAUCUUUCUCCCGGUCUCAAUACCGCUUUCGUAGUCUGUUUCCAUCGCUAUCCGAUCGUUGAAAAUGUCGAUCUGAAUGAUAAAUCGAGUUGUCGUUAAUAGAUACCGUUAAUAAUAGUGUCAUUACCAGCUAUAUUGUGAAUAAAAUUAUGGGACCAAAACCUGAAGAUAUUUUAAGUGGAUUCCAAGUAAAUUGGAUGAAUUUAAGAGAUGCUGAUACGGGAGUUGUAUUAUGGCAAGGCACCGAGGAUCUAUCAUUACCAGACAAAGAACAUGAAGCUAAAGUACCAAAAAAAAUAUUGAAGUGUCGAGCAGUAUCUAGGGAGAUAAAUUUUUCAUCUGUUGAACCCAUGGAAAAACUGAGGUUACAACAAAAAGUACUGUUUAAGGGCCGUUGUCUCGAAGAAUGGUAUUUUGAAUUUGGGUUUGUUAUUCCCAAUUCAACCAACACCUGGCAGUCACUUAUUGAAGCAGCACCAGAAUCACAAAUGAUGCCUGCUAAUGUUCUAAAUGGAAAUAUUGUGAUAGAAACAAAUUUCUAUGAUGAUGACUUACUGAUAUCAUCAUCAAAAGUCCGGUUGUACUAUGUUUAAUCAUCAAAGCAUUCAACUUUGUGCACUACUCAAACUUAGAUAGACUAAAAGCUUGGUACACAUAACCAAGGUCCGAGAACACGGAGAACAAGUUCCCACUGCUGUGAUUGUUUAGUAUUCUACUUUGAUUACUUUUAUAUGUGAUUAAAUGUUUUUCUUGAGCAUAACAAGUGUUAAACUUAUUAAUAUGUUUUAACUAUUUUAAAUGUAAAACCAUAUAGUCAAUGAGUUUUUACUUUGUUCUUUACAUUCAAUUUUAUUUUUAGUAAUUAAGUUGUACAUUAGGAUACAAUUUACACACAAAUAUUGAUCUUGCUUAAUCGUCUUAGUAUAAAAUUCAUUUUUUUUAUAAAAAAAAAACACUUAAAUUUGCCUAAUAUUAUAUAAUAUUAAGAUCAACAUAUGGUUAGAGUUGUGAAAUCAUUGUUGAAUUAGGAUUUGUAUCUUCACAAGACUGCCAAAGAGCUGUUCAUUUUUAUUAUCUAGCACAUAAUAUUAUAUGAUAUUGCUGUAC
Messenger RNA from Rhopalosiphum maidis (corn leaf aphid), 1317 nucleotides. It is a transcript of the gene PrBP, whose product is annotated as retinal rod rhodopsin-sensitive cGMP 3',5'-cyclic phosphodiesterase subunit delta. Gene Ontology annotation, biological process: sensory perception of light stimulus. The coding region runs from base 360 to 803 and encodes 147 amino acids. Gene Ontology annotation, cellular component: cytoplasm. NCBI's taxonomy places the organism in Eukaryota, Metazoa, Arthropoda, Insecta, Hemiptera, Aphididae. The record is from RefSeq and is a predicted model, not a curated record. The transcript is spliced from 5 exons.